Molecule: messenger RNA, 426 nt
Organism: Nicotiana tabacum (common tobacco)
Lineage: Eukaryota; Viridiplantae; Streptophyta; Magnoliopsida; Solanales; Solanaceae
Source: RefSeq, a predicted model, not a curated record
AUGUCUGGUUAUGCGAAAAUGAUGAAGGACUUGAUGUCCCGCAAGUUCGACUUUCAAGCCUUGCCCACAGUUACACUGACUCAGACCUGCAGUGUUGUUGUGACGAGACCCAUAGCUGAGAAGUUGUCUGACCCAAGGAGUUUCACAAUCCUUUGCACAAUAGGCAACUAUGCAUUUGCUAAGGAACUGUAUUUUGUUAUUCUCGAUUGUCGGGUUGACGAGGAAAUUUCCAUAAUUUUGGGAAGACCAUUCUUGGCUAUUGGGAGAGCUUUAAUUGAUUGUGAAAUUAGAGAGCUCAAAAUGAGAUUAAACGAUGAAGAGAUAACAUUUAACGUGCGACGACCGAGUGAAUUUGCUAAUUACUCUCUAGUAUAUGCCGUGGAUGUUGUUUUGGAGGAAAAAGAUGAGGCAUUAAAGAUCCUCUAG